Molecule: messenger RNA, 959 nt
Organism: Castor canadensis (American beaver)
Lineage: Eukaryota; Metazoa; Chordata; Mammalia; Rodentia; Castoridae
Source: RefSeq, a predicted model, not a curated record
GACUACCAGGAAGCCUCCAAUCUGGAACAAUUUGUCACUCGAUUUUUACUGAAGGAGACCUUGAAUCAGCUGCAGUCUCUCCAGAAUUCCCUGGAAUGUGCCAUGGAAACUACUGAGGAGCAAACUCGUCAAGAAAGGCAAGGUCCAACCAAGCCAGAAGUCCUGUCCAUUCAAUGGCCUGGAAAGCGAUCCAGCCGCCGAGUCCAGAGACACAACAGCUUCUCCCCCAACAGCCCUCAGUUUAAUGUCAGUGGCCCAGGCUUACUAGAAGAAGACAACCAGUGGAUGACUCAGAUAAACAGACUCCAGAAAUUAAUUGAUAGGCUGGAAAAGAAGGAUCUAAAGCUUGAACCACUAGAAGAAGAAGUUAUUGAAGGGAACACUAAAUCUCACAUCAUGCUUGUGCAGCGUCAGAUGUCUGUAAUAGAAGAGGAUCUGGAAGAAUUCCAACUUGCUCUGAAACACUACGUGGAGAGCGCUUCAGCCCAAAGUGGAUGCUUGCGUAUUUCUAUACAGAAGCUUUCAAAUGAAUCUCGCUACAUGAUUUAUGAGUUCUGGGAGAACAGUAGUAUGUGGAAUAGCCACCUUCAGACGAAUUAUAGCAAGACAUUCCAAAGAAGUAACGUGGAUUUCUUGGAAACUCCAGAACUCACAUCUACUAUGCUAGUUCCUGCUUCAUGGUGGAUCCUGAACAACAAUUAGAUAUUCCUGGACUUUUUCUUUAUAGAUCCAAGUGCAAACAAAUGUUCUCAUCUAAAAUGUCAAUUAGAAAACUCGGUGGCUGUUGAUCUACUGUAUACUUUUGUUUAAUAUAUCUACUGUUUGAGUGUACUCUUCUAAAGUGCAACUAUCAUUAAUGUGAAUUUUAGCUCAACUUUCAAAGUUCAAUAUUGUCCUCACUAUUUGAUGCUAAUUGCUUUGCUACGUUGUAACCAAUCUAAAACCAUCUAGUGAUAAAA